ACACACACACACACACACUCUCUCUCCCUUAUAAAAAAAGCCACUUUAAUUCUCUCUCUCUCUCUCUCUCUCUCACUAGAUUUUGUUAAAAACUCCCUCUUUUUCUCUCUAUAUAUACAAGUCCAUUCCCACUCAUUGCGCCUUAUCAUCUCUCCCUCUUACCAAAAGUCAGCGCCUUGUUUUGUCUUUCUCUCUCUUCUCUGAAAAGAGGAGAAGAAACAGCAGGUACACACACUGCAGGCUUUGUCUCUACGGUUAUGGAGGAAGAUUGGGAUCUACAUGCGGUGGUUAGAGGCUGCUCCACCGUUACCUCAACCACUACUUCCUCUGUCUCUUCUUCUUCGUCGUCAGGCUUUGCCUCUUCUUACUUCCAUCCUGAAGCAUCCUCUGGAUUCUCCACCAUCUUUGAUGGACCCCAUGUUUUGUCCCUUUCUCCACACCCCUUUGAAGCAAGGAGUUCCAUUGAGGAGUUGCAUGAGCUUUGCAAGCCUUUCUUCUCUUCCAAAUCACAGUCUCUCUCCUUGCAAGCUUCUUCUCCCUUGUCCUCAUUCUCUUAUUCCUCCGCUCCACCCAAAUCAGCUCCUGCACAAGAGAAACAACACCAGCGGAACAAGCAGCCACAUACAAGUGGUUCUGCCAGCACCCCACGAUCUAAAAGAAGGAAGAACCAGCUUAAGAAAGUUUGCCAAGUGCCAGUUGAGAAUCUCUCCUCAGACAUAUGGGCGUGGAGGAAAUAUGGACAGAAACCCAUAAAAGGGUCACCAUAUCCUAGGGGAUACUAUAGAUGUAGCAGCUCAAAAGGGUGUUUGGCAAGGAAACAGGUUGAGAGGAACAGAUCAGACCCAACAAUGUUUAUUGUCACUUACACAGCUGAACACAACCACCCUGCUCCUACUCACAGAAACUCUCUUGCUGGCUCCACCCGCCAGAAGCCUCAAGCUGCUACCACCAUAGACUCUGACAAGACUCUUACUAAACCCACUUCUCCAGCCACCUCAGUGGCUGAGGAAGAGGUUCCAACUCAGGGAGAGAAGUCAGAGAGCAGAGAAGAGAAGGAGGAUGUGAUGGAUGAUGAGGAAGGAGAUGAUGAAUUUGGAUUGUCUGAUAUGGUUCUCACAGAUGAUUUCUUUGAAAGUUUAGAUGAACUAAGUCAACUCACCGGUCCUUCUGUAGUCUCUGGAGAUUGCUUCAGUGAUCCCUUUUCAUCUAUUGCAUUUCCUGCUUGGGUGGCCAGUGGUGCUGCCACUGCUGGUGGAUGUAGCUGAUUCUUUAGUAGAAAUCAUCACAAGUGACAUUUGCUUCAUGCUUUUUUUUCAUUGGAGAGAAUAGGAACCUUUUUUUAUUUUGUUUUGUUUCUUUUUGUUUGUAGAGGAAUUGGAACAUUUUGGAGGAAUCUUUGCUAACAAUGCUUUGUGAAGGGGAAGGAAAGUUCUUCCCAAGUAUAGUAGGGAUUAGUAAGGUAGAUUAUUAAGCAUUUAUAUGAUACCAAUCUUGUUAAAAAUUAAUGAUUAUUAGGCAUUUAUGGUUUUAUAUCAUACCUCCGUUAAUGUAAAAUCGUUUUAUUUU
Molecule: messenger RNA, 1566 nt
Organism: Abrus precatorius (Indian licorice)
Lineage: Eukaryota; Viridiplantae; Streptophyta; Magnoliopsida; Fabales; Fabaceae
Product: WRKY transcription factor 22
Exons: 3
Coding region: 258-1265 (335 amino acids)
Biological process (GO): regulation of DNA-templated transcription
Cellular component (GO): nucleus
Molecular function (GO): transcription cis-regulatory region binding; DNA-binding transcription factor activity
Source: RefSeq, a predicted model, not a curated record